Penicillium manginii is the source of this 1608-nucleotide messenger RNA. RefSeq names its product putative methionine permease. Gene Ontology annotation, biological process: amino acid transmembrane transport. The transcript is spliced from 4 exons. The coding region runs from base 1 to 1608 and encodes 535 amino acids. Gene Ontology annotation, molecular function: L-amino acid transmembrane transporter activity. Gene Ontology annotation, cellular component: membrane. Lineage: Eukaryota; Fungi; Ascomycota; Eurotiomycetes; Eurotiales; Aspergillaceae. The record is from RefSeq and is a predicted model, not a curated record.
AUGACCACGGGGGAGACGCGACCGUUGCUAGAAACAAACGAAGGCCAGACGGAUCGUCAGCUCGCCGCUUCCACAGAUAUAACCGAUGGGUUCCCAGACAGCCUUCCUGGCGCAAAUCACGGGAAAAACCUCAGUUGGUCCAGCGCAUACAUCCUAGUCGUAUCCCGCGUGAUUGGAAGCGGGAUCUUCGCAACUCCAGGAUCCAUCGUCAAAUCGACAGGAAGUGUCGGCCUCACUUUUCUGGUAUGGAUUGCCGGGACGAUUCUAGCAGCGUGUGGGCUAUCCAUCUCGAUGGAGUUCGGGUGCAUGCUUCCUCGCUCGGGAGGGGACAAGGUGUACCUGGAGUAUACCUAUCCUCGGCCGAGAUUCCUCGCUUCAACUUUAAUUGCCGUGCAGGCCGUCGUGCUAGGAUUCACGGCGAGUAACUGCAUUAUCUUCGCAAAGUAUACACUCUUCGCCUUUAAAGUCGAGCCGUCCGAUCUCCAGCAUAAAGCGCUCGCUGUCGGCCUACUUACUAUUAUUACUAUUAUUCACGGGUGCUUCUUGCGCACGGGGAUUGCGAUUCAAAAUGCGCUGGGCUGGGUUAAGAUCUUUUUAAUCGGGGCUAUGUCACUGACUGGGUUGUGGGUUCUUCUUCUCCAAUUUUUUGGUAACUCUCACCAGGUUACGCCGGGAUAUAUGCAUAACGACCUCGCCUCUUGGGAUUCUAUAUGGGAGGGCUCUAAUUGGAGUUGGAGUCUGCUUUCGACGGCUCUGUUCAAGGUGUUUUACUCUUAUGCGGGACUGAGCAACAUCAACAAUGUUCUCGGCGAGGUACAUAACCCCAUUCAUACGAUCAAAACUGUAUGUCCGUCUGCCCUCGUGACAGCCAGUGGCCUCUACCUCUUAGCCAACGCGUCCUACCUCCUGGUUAUCCCCUUUGAAGAGAUCAAAAGCAGCGGCGAACUGGUCGGGGCGCUACUCUUCGAGCGAUUAUUUGGCGAUAGUGUCGGAAGAGUUCUGUUCCCUCUUGCAAUUGCUAUAUCCGCAGCCGGUAAUGUGAUGGUGGUGACUUUUGCAUUGGCUCGCGUCAAUCAAGAAAUCGCCCGUCAAGGCUUUCUACCCUGGCAGAAGGUGAUCUCAUCUUCAAGACCCUUCAACACGCCCCUCGGCGGCCUGAUUGUCCACUACGUGCCAUCAGUGUUGGUCAUUGCUCUUCCACCGCAACAAGAUGUCUAUAGUUUCAUUCUAGAUGUGGAAGGAUAUCCCGGUCAGAUCUUCGCUCUCGCGAUAACGGUUGGUCUUUUGAUUUUACGAUACAAAGAACCCAACAGACCACGACCCUUCAAGGCAUGGCUUCCUGCUGUUUGGUUGCGUGUGGUUGUAUGUUUGGUUCUAUUAGCAGCGCCCUUCGUGCCACCGCCAAAUUGGCAGGGUGAUGUCGAUUUCUUCUAUGCGACGUAUGCGAUUGUCGGUAUCGGAGUGAUUCUUUUUGCGGUGGUUUACUGGUAUGCUUGGACUGUGCUUUUGCCGAGGUGGGGAGGAUAUAAGUUGGAAGAGUUCGUGGAGGUUUUGGAUGAUGGGACUAGUAUCACUAAACUUGAGCGAGACUAUUCUGCUCCGGAAUGA